CCAGCAGCGUGGUUUUCCCGGAGCCUGCGGGGCGACAACAGAAGGCCCUAGAGGAACCACUCUGUGCCGGCCUUGGAGGAGCUUCCCGAGACCCUCUGUGCAGGCAUGACCCCGCGGGCCAUGAGUGCUACAUGACGGACCCUGUUCUAGGUGUUAAGGACACAGCAGGAUACAGGCCCUGCCCUGUGGAACGCGCACUGUGCGUGCAGCAGUCUCACGCGCAAGUGAGUCUCUGGAUUGUCCCCUGAGUGAGAGGGGACAUGCCAUUUCUCUCAUCUGGGUCAAGACAGAACGUGCUUUCUUUGCUUGUUUAUUUGCCUUUAAAACUGUUUUGGAUUGAAAAACAAAAUACUUAUAGGUAUCAGAAUAAGAGGAAAGCCAAGACUGUUGGAAACGUUUGGAUCCUAGGACGGAUUUCUUUUUGUGCCCCCCUGGGGUGGUCUGGUUGUACCUGGAUGUAGGUGACAUUGUCUAGAGCCUUGCUCACAAAGCAAGCAGCAUCAGCAACCCCUGAGAGCUUGCCAGAAAUGCAGAGCCCCAAGCCGCACCCAAGACCUGCUGAGUCAGCUCUGCUUCAGUCGAGUUUGAGAAGCACUGGCUUGGGCCUCCAGGAUAGAUUGUUCUCCUCUGAAAGUGACAACAGCCUGUACUUCACCUACAGUGGCCAGCCCAACACCCUGGAGGUCAGAGACCUCAACUACCAGGUGGACCUGGCCUCUCAGGUCCCUUGGUUUGAGCAGCUGGCUCAGUUCAAGAUGCCCUGGACAUCUCCCAGCUGCCAGAAUUCUUGUGAGCUGGGCAUCCAGAACCUAAGCUUCAAAGUGAGAAGUGGGCAGAUGCUGGCCAUCAUAGGGAGCUCAGGUUGUGGGAGAGCCUCCUUGCUGGAUGUGAUCACUGGCCGAGGUCACGGCGGCAAGAUCAAGUCAGGCCAGAUCUGGAUCAAUGGGCAGCCCAGCUCGCCUCAGCUGGUGAGGAAGUGUGUGGCCCACGUGCGCCAGCACAACCAGCUGCUCCCCAACUUGACCGUGCGAGAGACCUUGGCCUUCAUUGCCCAGAUGCGGCUGCCCAGAACCUUCUCCCAGGCCCAGCGUGACAAAAGGGUGGAGGACGUGAUCGCGGAGCUGCGGCUUAGGCAGUGCGCUGACACCCGCGUGGGCAACAUGUACGUGCGGGGGUUGUCGGGGGGUGAGCGCAGGAGAGUCAGCAUUGGGGUGCAGCUCCUGUGGAACCCAGGAAUCCUUAUUCUCGACGAACCCACCUCUGGGCUCGACAGCUUCACAGCCCACAACCUGGUGAAGACCUUGUCCAGGCUGGCCAAAGGCAACCGGCUGGUGCUCAUCUCCCUCCACCAGCCUCGCUCUGACAUCUUCAGGCUGUUUGAUCUGGUCCUCCUGAUGACGUCUGGCACCCCCAUCUACUUAGGGGCAGCCCAGCACACGGUCCAGUAUUUCACAGCCAUCGGCUACCCCUGUCCUCGCUACAGCAAUCCUGCUGACUUCUAUGUGGACCUGACCAGCAUUGACAGGCGCAGCAGAGAGCAGGAAUUGGCCACCAGGGAGAAGGCUCAGUCACUCGCAGCCCUGUUUCUAGAAAAAGUGUGUGACUUGGAUGACUUUCUAUGGAAAGCAGAGACGAAGGAUCUUGACGAGGACACCUGUGUGGAAAGCAGCGUGACCCCACUAGACACCAACUGCCUCCCGAGUCCUACGAAGAUGCCUGGGGCGGUGCAGCAGUUUACAACGCUGAUCCGUCGUCAGAUUUCCAACGACUUCCGAGACCUGCCCACCCUCCUCAUCCAUGGGGCGGAGGCCUGUCUGAUGUCACUGACCAUCGGCUUCCUCUAUUUUGGCCAUGGGAGCAUCCAGCUCUCCUUCAUGGAUACAGCCGCCCUCUUGUUCAUGAUCGGUGCUCUCAUCCCUUUCAACGUCAUUCUGGAUGUUAUCUCCAAAUGUUACUCAGAGAGGGCAAUGCUUUACUAUGAACUGGAAGACGGGCUGUACACCACUGGUCCAUAUUUCUUUGCCAAGAUCCUCGGGGAGCUUCCGGAGCACUGUGCCUACAUCAUCAUCUACGGGAUGCCCACCUACUGGCUGGCCAACCUGAGGCCAGGCCUCCAGCCCUUCCUGCUGCACUUCCUGCUGGUGUGGCUGGUGGUCUUCUGUUGCAGGAUUAUGGCCCUGGCCGCCGCGGCCCUGCUCCCCACCUUCCACAUGGCCUCCUUCUUCAGCAAUGCCCUCUACAACUCCUUCUACCUCACCGGGGGCUUCAUGAUAAACUUGAGCAGCCUGUGGACAGUGCCCGCGUGGAUUUCCAAAGUGUCCUUCCUGCGGUGGUGUUUUGAAGGGCUGAUGAAGAUUCAGUUCAGCAGAAGAACUUAUAAAAUGCCUCUCGGGAACCUCACCAUCGCGGUCUCAGGAGAUAAAAUCCUCAGUGCCAUGGAGCUGAACUCGUACCCUCUCUACGCCAUCUACCUCAUCGUCAUUGGCCUCAGCGGUGGCUUCAUGGUCCUGUACUACGUGUCCUUAAGGUUCAUCAAACAGAAACCAAGUCAAGACUGGUGAUUCACGCCAGACGUCUGCCCGCUGGUGGGGGACCUGAGCAGACCCUUCAACUGCACUCCCUCCUCAGGAGCCCCUUCCUGGGGACAGUGAGGACAAUGACCCUACAGAUGCUCAGCUACAUCCGGCCCAGGGUGCUGCAGUGGCACAGACCAGCCACAGGAUGGCAGUAGAAUAAAGACAGUCGAAAGGGAUUUCUGCUCACUGGCAGGAGACUGCGAUGACUGGGAGAAAACCUGCACUCGGUGGCACCUACAACGUUGCUAAUUUAUUUCCUUUUGAUAUGUAGGCAACUCGAUAUAGGAUGGGAGCAAACUAGGAAUGAAUUGAGUAGCUAGACUGUGCAGGAAUUGUUGGAACCUGGAGGGAACAAUAACAGUAGCUAGCAGAUUUGGCUUCAUCUUCCAGGGGCCCCACACUCCGUGGUGAGCCACCAUCAAUACAGAAAGUGACCUAAGAUGUACCAGCAAGAUGCCAUCCCUUCUUUUUGUGUAGGGUCAUGGGCUCCAAAAGCCAACGUGAACAAUUAAAAAUGUAUUGAGCAUCUACUCUGUAGCAGGUCCUGUGAAAACACUUUAGGUGGACAAUCCUUUGAGGUAAGUGGUAUCCCAUUUUACAGGUGUGAAAACAAGCAAAAAUUCAUUUUCCUAAGGGCACAUGGAUACUUUGUGGUGGAGUCAUAUGGGGAUCAGAAAAGCCUUUGAGGCCUUUGGAGUUAGAGGGCAGAAGGCAAGGCCUGAGCCGCUGUAAGCCUUAGGAGUUUAGGAAGGCUCCAGAAGACAAAUGGGGUCUCUAGAGGCUGUUAACUCAGCCAGGCUUCUUAGAGUUGCAUUUCAUUAACUGAUAUGGUUUGGCUCUGCGUCCUCACCCAAAUCUCGCCUUGAAUUGUAAUAAUCCCCACGUGUCAAGGGCGGGACCAGAUGGAGAUAAUUGAAUCAUAGGGGUGGUUUCUCUGAUGCUGUUCUCCUGAGAGUGAGUGAGUUCUGAUGAGAUCUGAUGGUUUUAUAAGGGGCUUCCCUCUUCGCUUGGCUCUCAUUCUCUCUCCCGUUACCCUGUGAAGAGGAGCCUUCCACCACGACUGCAAGUUUCCUGAGGCUGCCCCAGCCGUGCUGAACUGUGAGUCAGUUAAACCUCUUUUCUUUAUAAAUUACCCAGUCUUGGGUAUUUCUUCAUAGCAGUGUGAGAGCAGAUGAAUACACUGGCCCUGCCUGGGUUUCAGAACCAGUCUUGAACCUUUCACAGUGGCCAGAGGAUGGGGAGGCAGAGGCCCAGGUUGCACACUUCUUGCCUGAGUGUUGGGGACUAUCUGACCCAAAACAGGUGCACAGAGGGCAGCAGAGGAUGUUCCCAAAGGAAAAUUAGAGUUUAGAAUCAAAAGAAGGGGAAGGUGCGUGUUUGGGAGGUAAAUAGCAAAUACUCUUCAUAGGUUCACUAGAGUUUUGCUACUCCAAGUAUGAUCCCUGGGCCAGCAGAAUGGGCACAGCUGGAGCUGAUUGGAUAGGUCCCAUGAGCCUCAGGCCCCACCCAGGCUCAAUGAGUCAGAGUCUGCGUCUUAAGAAGACCCCCUGGUGGUCUGUGCACAUUCAAGCACACUGCCGUUUUCCAAAGCACUUGCAACACUCAGGAUGCUUGCACGGUCAUGUUGCCACCAUCCGACCUGCAGACCCCAUUCUUGAGAUUGACUGGGAGUUCCUAUCAUGUCCUCCAUAGCAAGGGGAUCUAGACCAGAAUCAAGCCUUGGAUCUAGUUCUCAAGUCUCUUUGGUCUCUUUCAGUUUAGGAACAGUUUGUCAACGUUCCUUCACUUUUGUGACCUUGAUACUUAAGUUUGAAGGCUGUCUCUCAAUUUGUGUUCUGCCCAGUGCAUCCUAUCAGAAGGCAUGUGAUUUCAACUUGUCCCAUACCAACGACGUUCACUUUGAUCAUUUGAUUAAAGGGGUGUCUGCUAGGCUUCUCCACAGCCAAGUUACUAUUUUCCCUCCCUUUAUAUUUAAUAAGCAUUUUGUAAGUGGGUACUUUGAAACUAUGUAAAUUGUAAACUUUCCAUUUAUGCAUUUUAAAAUUUUGAUUGAUGUAAA
Molecule: messenger RNA, 4635 nt
Organism: Pan troglodytes (chimpanzee)
Lineage: Eukaryota; Metazoa; Chordata; Mammalia; Primates; Hominidae
Gene: ABCG8
Product: ATP binding cassette subfamily G member 8
Exons: 13
Coding region: 528-2561 (677 amino acids)
Biological process (GO): transmembrane transport; cholesterol efflux; cholesterol homeostasis
Cellular component (GO): signaling receptor complex; plasma membrane
Molecular function (GO): ATP hydrolysis activity; cholesterol transfer activity; ABC-type transporter activity
Source: RefSeq, a predicted model, not a curated record